This is a messenger RNA of Pecten maximus, 3623 nucleotides long. Its product is annotated as B9 domain-containing protein 2-like. NCBI's taxonomy places the organism in Eukaryota, Metazoa, Mollusca, Bivalvia, Pectinida, Pectinidae. Gene Ontology annotation, cellular component: MKS complex. Gene Ontology annotation, biological process: cilium assembly. The record is from RefSeq and is a predicted model, not a curated record. The transcript has 4 exons. The coding region runs from base 176 to 703 and encodes 175 amino acids.
GCUCGUAAGUCUAAUGUCAAUGUCAACAAAGAUGGCGGACAUUCUUUGCUAGACUGAACCACAGUAGAUCGAUUAUUGAGCCUCGUUCAUUUGCAUCUAAAAAUCACGCUCUUAUCAUCAAAGAUUUCACCUCUGUUGGUCGCAGCAAAGGAUUUACUACAUCAAGCUCUAAACUAUGGCAGAAAUACAUGUUAUAGGAGAAAUUGUAGGUGCUGCAGGAUUCCCUGAACAUAGCCUUUUUUGUAAAUGGGGUAUCCACAUGGGUGGUGCAUGGAAGGUUUUGUCCGGUUUACGUGAAGGUCAAACACAGGUCGACAAUCCACAGAACCAGGAGGCAGCUUACUGGUCUCAUCCCAUUGAUCUUCACUUAGCUACCAAAGGACUCCAAGGGUGGCCAAAGGUUCAUUUUCAAGUGUGGCAUCAAGAUUCUUUUGGAAGGAAUGAAUUGUAUGGUUAUGGUUUUUGUCAUAUUCCAACCUCACCUGGAAUUCAUGAUAUUGAAUGUCCAACAUGGCGGCCAGCCGGAGAGUUCCGAGAACAAGUGUCACAGCAUUUUCUUGGAGGUGGUCCACAGCUCAAAAACCCAGACUUGAUAUACAGUGGUGCAGAUAGAUACAGACUUCAUACAGUGGCCAUGGGCAAAGUUCACUUACAGCUCGGUGUGGUUCUCAGGAACUUUGAUAAAUAUGGAAUAGAAUGCUGAUAUCCGUCCAGAAUUAAUUGAUAUUUACUACAUUUUCAUAUAGAAGAUAAAACCUGUCUAUAGCUAUUGUGUGACAAGAGGUCAUAAAAAUGGUUCAUAUUAGACAUGUGGUUGACAAGACAGAUUUGAUUCUAUACUUUUGGAAAGGAUCCAAAUACGCAUUAAUUUAUAAUAUUUCCUAAAACUAUUUGUUACAUGUUGAAAACAUUAACAUUAUUUCUAGGUAAUUUUGUUACCCUUUCUUUAUGGUUCUUAUGAAUUUGCCACACAAGGUUAGACUGAUGUUAUAGUUAAACAAUUAGCUAGUGUAGGUCUGAUGAUUAGCAGUACUUAUAUUAAUUAUGUACCAGUGUAUUUUUAUCCCACAACUGCUAUAGGUUUCAUCUCACCGAAGGCCAUAUGUAUAGUAUGAAAUUAUCUUUAUCAGAGAUGUUACAUCAUAUACAAAUGUUUUUCAUUUGUGGAAUAAAUGAAAUAUGCACCUUGUCAUAAUUGACAGGGUUCCAUCGAUGAGACAAUAUGUGACCUGAUAAGUUAAGUUUCAGUUUAUUUUCUGUGUAAUCGACUCACUAAAUCAUAUCAUCACAUAGUGAGCUGUUUGUAUGUCAGUGAAAUAAUGUGACCAUGAUGUGCCAGAUUUUGUCGUUGCAUCUUUUCACUAAUGAACAUUUUGUUAUGAUAUGAUAAAGCAAUAUUGGUUGGAUUUUAACAAGGAGUCAGCUGACCAAAGGUCAAGGUCACCUGGACAAAGGUCAAGGUUUCACUGAUGAAUAUUAUGUUAUGAUACUUUGAAGAAUGUUAGCAAUAACUAAAGGAGUCAAUUGACUAAAGGUCAAGGUCUCAGGGUCCAAUGUCAAGGUCAAAUUUGAUGAACAUUUUGUCAUGGCGUGAUGAAGCAGAGAUGUUCAGAAUAAACAACUGACCAAAAGUAAAGAUCAUUGGGUCAGACGUCAAGGUCACUUAGUCAAAAGUAAAGGUCAAAUUUUGCAUCAUUUCAUUGAUAAACAUUUUGUUAUGAAUGUUGGUUGGAUUUUAACAACGAGUCAAUUGACUUAAAGUCAAGGUCGCUGGGUCAGUGGUCAAGGUCCAAUUUUAUAUUUGUUAACUGAUGAGAUUCUUUGUGGUGACAUAAUGAAGUUAAGCUAGUCAGAAUUUGACAAGAAAUCAACUUCUUAUAACGUCACUGGGUCAAUGUCAUGGCAAAUUAAGUAUCUUUUUAGUGAUGAACAUUUUGCUAUGUUAUUAUGAAGCAAAGUCAGUCAGAACUAAACAAGGAGUCAACUGACUAAGGCAAAGGUCCCGGGUCGAAAGGCCUAAAGUCAAUGUCAAGUUUAGGAUUUUUUCCUUGAUGAACAUUUUGUAAUGAAAUUAUGAAGCAAAAUUUAUCUGAAUAAAAGGAUAAGUCAAAUGACAAAAAAUAAGGUCACCGGAUUAUAGUUUGUUUGUUGGGUUUAUCAACCUAUGAACUGCUGGCGUUAUGCGAAGGCAGGAACUCUUUGUAUUAGUUAGUGGCUACCUCACUAUACAAUAUAGGGGAGGCCUGACUCAAACCAUGGAGAGCACUUGGGACUAUGUGUCUUUCUGAAGUGUCUGUUUCUUAGCUUCUUAAGAAAUUUGGAUUGAGGCACAUCAUAGUAAAUAUGAAAUGUAUAUUUUGCUUUUAAUUUUGAAGCUCAAAUGUCAACUUCAGCGAUAUGGGCAGAUGUCUUUUUGAUGAUUAAUGGGGAUAUUAUAUUGCCAUGGGAACCUUGCUGACCUGUCAGUGUUCUAGUUAAAUUUUCUGUUGGGGAAAAAAAAAGAGUACCAUCAAGAUGGAUUUAAUUACUUGGUACAACAAGAGGGCCAAGGCCCUUAACGGCCAUCUGACAAUUGAAUCAAUAUUAUAUAGAAAGCAAGUUACAGCAAAAUUCCCCUUUAGGGGCUAAGCCCCAUGGGUUGCCCCAGCUUCAUUUAUAUGAAAUAUGUUUUGUCUCCUCCAAUGAUGUUUCACACCAAAUUUACUCAAAUUUUAAGAAAGAGUAGGGUUUUAAAGCAAAAUUUCAGCAAAGUUACCCUUUUGAGCCCCACCCCACUGGCCCCAGGGAUCACACUGCCCUCUCCCAAUCAUGUUUUACAACAAAUUGGGAUGUAAUCAACCCCUUUUUGGGCCCCGCCAGACUAGCCCGAAGGGGUCAGACCAGCCUCAUUUAUAUAAAAUAUGAUUGCCCUCCCCCAAUGAUGUUUCACAGCAAAUUUCGUUGUAAUCCACUCAAGGGUUAAGAAGGAGUAGGGUUUUAAAGCAAAAAUUCACCCCAAAGUUUUCCUUUUGGGGCCCUGCCACACCAAAGGGGUGAGACCAGUUUCAUUUAUAUAAAAUAUGUUUGCUCUUCCCCAAUGUUUCAUACCAAAUUUGGUAGUACUCCGCUUUGGGUUAAGGAGGAGUAGGUUUUUGAAAGUAAAAGUCUAAGUGUGGACAGCGGUUGCCGGGCAAAGCACGAUGGCUAUUGGUCAUCCUAACCCUUCGGGUCAGAUGACCUAAUAAAAAUGUACCAAUGACCACAUCUACCUUUGUUCCAUGUAGACAUUUUGGAAUGCAUUCUACAAACUUGUAACUGUCAGGGUAAGUGUACAGCAUUAAAAUGAGAUACACUCCAAAUAAGAUAAAAAGAACACAUCGAAAUUGGAACUCUUCAUAUUUAAUUAUUUCUUUCUUACCAAAUGACUAUCCACCGAUAUUAAUAGUGUGUGUCACUGUUCAACAUAAAAUCAGUGUUGGGUGUUAAAUUUUACCUUGCAUUGUAUUUCAUUCAUACAUGUAGCACAAUAGACAUUAUCUUGACUUGUAUUUACUGACCUAAUUGUCGUAUUACAUAUUGCAGCAUUAUUCAUGAAAUAAUGUUACAUGUCAAAAUUAUAAAUAAAUCUUAUAUUUGCAAUGAUA